Molecule: messenger RNA, 2759 nt
Organism: Chara braunii
Lineage: Eukaryota; Viridiplantae; Streptophyta; Charophyceae; Charales; Characeae
Source: the annotation of a GenBank genome assembly
CACAGGGAUCUCCUUCGUUCGAGUUGUUGCCCAGCUAUCUCCUGACUUUUGAGGUGUCGUACCGCAGUCUCCUUGGUCCGAAGUGUCGCACAGCUAUCUCCUGUGUUUUGAGUUGUCGCACUGGCUUUUGGGGUGUUGUACCGCUGUCUCCUUGGUCCGAAGUGUCGCACAGCUAUCUCCUGCGUUUUGAGGUGUCGCACUGCUGUCUCCUUUCCUGGGCUCCGAGCAGCACUCCUGAGUUCUUAGGUGUCGCACCGCUAUCUCCAUAGUUUUGAGGUGUCGCACCGCUAUCUCCAUAGUUUUGAGGUGUCGCACCGCUAUGUCCAUAGUUUUGAGGUGUCGCACCGCUAUCUCCAUAGUUUUGAGGCGUCGCACAGCUAUCUCCUUCCCUAGGUUCCGAGCGAUACCUCCUGCCUGAGUUCGAUGUGUCGCACAGCUAUCUGCUGAGCUCCGGAGCUGGAUGAACUGCGUGACGUGGCUGAUUGAACGCGCGCGCAGCUGAAGGCAUACUCGUGCUAGGGCCUGUUCUACUCCGCUGUGGACGUAAUUGCGGUCAGAUUCAACCACGGCGGGCCUUAUUCGCCGUCAGAUCCAUCCAGGGAAGUCCGAGUGUAAAGAGUAAAAGCGAGGAAAGGGGCGGAUGCAGAUGGACUCUCGGAGGCAAAGCGCGAUCCCUCCGGUGGGUGCCGUGCUGCUAGACUGGCAGGCAUUAGCGGACGCAGAUCCUCCCGCCACGUCGUCGCCGGAAAGAAAUGCCACUUCAGCAAAGUGUGAGCGGGGAUUAUCCGCAUCGGAUACCCGAGAGGGUGAAGAACAUCGUCGGCAGUUUCUAGAGGCCUCGAAGCUGAUCCAACGGCUCUUGUACGCCCAGAUCGGAGUGGGAAUUUUGCUUGGAUCGGACACUGCCAGAGCUUCUUACAAUGAAGAGAGCAAGAGUUUGCAGGUUCUUGGGCUGUCCGAUCUCCCACAAGCUUUCGUGGUUGGUAAUGACAAAACAGUGAAGGACGUUGCUGCAGAGAUGGGCAAAGCUGGCGAAGAAGAAAGCGUACUGGUGGUCAUCAGCAGGAAGUGGAACGACGAACAUGGGAAUGGGAGACAGUUUGGGGCAGCCCAGGUGCUGGCGGAGCAGGGAAUGACGGUCAUGAUUGUAUGCUCUGAAGAUAAGGGUAAGCAGAAGGAGGAUAAGGAGGGCGAGGAGGAGUCUAGCAUAGGCAUAGGCAUAGGGUCUGCUGCAACUGACAACCUCCAAAUCCGAACAAUCGUCUCCCUGAGCGAUGUUAUCCCUUACAUCUGCAAGACGCGUAAACAGGCUGUGGCAGGCGAUGUUGUGGUUGUCGGACAUGUAAUGAAGUGGGAUCGUGAGAAAUCCUUCCUGAAGCGUGGGGCUCUGCCUUUGGCAGUCACAGCUGGCCUUACAUUUGUUCCUAUUGACGUGAAUCAUCCAGCACUGGAUCGGCAUCUUGAUGAUGUGCGAUUGCUCCUGCACAAAGCCACUGACGAGAUUGCGUCCGUUAGUCACACGCUUGCCGGUCAAAAAGAAGGUCAUCGUGAUGGAGCAAAUCUUGAAGACGACGAGAAUAGGGAUGAGAAAGAAAUGCACUGCAUUGCCAAAAAGGUCUCUCGUGUGAAAGCAGUUACCGAAUCCAGGGUGACCUUUUCGAAUGGCAUGACGCACCUCUGGAGACUCGCCAAGGCCAGCCGCCACAUCUGUGUGAUUGAUCCAUUUGAGUUCGUCGAGAUCCUCGUCGAUCGUGUGGCGAUGAUGAACCUGCUGCAAGGAUUGAAGGCAGUUGCCACCCCUAAUGGAACUAUUGUUCGUGCCCCGGUGUCAGUGUCGGUUUGCAGCUUCGCCGAGGCGGUGGCUAGAGAAGCGCUCAGUCAGGCCAAGCUGGAGCCGCCGUGGAUUGUGAAGCCCCGGAUUGCGUGUGGCAUUCCAGACGCGCACACCAUGGCUUUCGUUCGGACAAGAGCGGGUAUCGCCGACCUAAAGCUCCCCUUGCCAGCUGUCAUUCAGGAAUACGUUGACCAUGGCAGCGUGCAGUACAAGGUCUACGUCAUUGGGGAGCGUGUAUUCGUAUGCACCCGCAAUUCGACUCCAGAUGCUGCACAGUUCAUAAAGCCCACUCCUUUGUCAGAGUCGUGCCAAUCAACAUCGAUGACAUUUCACAGCCUCCGAUCUCUGCCCCUGGGAACACCUCGGCAAUCGGGAGCCACGGUGGCAGGAAGCCGCAAUGACAAGGACGAGGCUGCAAAAGACGGGAGGAGCUCCUCUUCCUGGGAAAUAAGGUCAACAGCUCCAGCAGCAAGGAGGGUUGAGCGUGGACAGCUUGAUGAGGUGGCAGUGUGGUCUGCUGCCAAGUGGCUCAGCCGACUUCUUAAACUGCACAUUUUUGGGUUUGACGUUGUGGUGCAGUCCCUCACUGGAGACCAUGUUGUUGUUGAUGCCAACUACUUUCCCUCCUUCAAAGAUGUGCCCGACCAGGAUUCCCUGCCGGCAUUCUGGGAUUGUCUAAGAGAGGCCUAUCGUGGUUGGCAAAACCAGAGGACAAAAAAUGAAUAGGUGUGGAGACGGGACAGACCGGUGAGAGAGCCAAUGCGGCUCCUGAAUAGAAGUUGAAGAAAUGAAGGAGAGGCAGUGUUCUGCAUGACUAUUCCAGGUGGUACAGCCUGCAGGAAAAAAGGAGGAGCGACAGAGAGGGCAGGAUGGACACAGGAGGGAGGGCGAGACGGAGAGGGAGAAAUGAAGUAAAACACAUAGG